AUGGACAGACGGGGCAUUUUCAAGCCGCUUCACGGCAAAGGAACAGCCUUCAGCUACACCGAAGUCAAGCUAGAGCGAGGCUCCCAUUCUGAAUGGGACAUCCCUGGAAAACGCAUCCGAAUGUUCCAGAAUUCAGAGAAAUCCGUGCACAAUCUUUCCUUCAUGAAGCAACCUUCGGCCACCAUAAAAUUCACUGAACAGCAAACCAAGGUUCGGGGGUGGGGGGCUCAGCCGUCCGGCAAAGGCGGGCGCUUGGCAGCCGGAGCGGUUCGGCAGCCGUGGCCAAGACGGAGGCGCCACCUGCAAGGAUCCCCGCUGCAGCAGCAGCAGCAGCUCCCGACCGCGGCCCGGAGUCCACCCCGCGCAGCUGCCCGGCCCUGCCGCCGCGCUCCUGCUACCUCACAGAGCCUUCUGUCACGAAGGUUUUCCCCUGCGUUUGAAGGACUUUCUCCAGUGGAGAAGCAAAAAUUGCCAGCCCAACUCUGGAAGCUUUUGGGUGGCCCUUUCUAUUUUUCUGCCUCUGAUUCCCGUCGCAAUGGCAAAAGCGGUGAAGGGUCCAAAGGGAAAUCCCCGGAGGAAGAUGAGGAGGAAAAGAAACGCCGGGAGAGGGAAGACCAGAUGUACCGGGAGCGCUUGAGGACCCUCUUCCUCAUUGCCGUCAUCAUGAGCCUGCUAAACUCACUGAGCACCAGCGGGGGCAACAUCUCCUGGAACGACUUCGUGAACGAGAUGCUGGCGAAAGGGGAGGUGCAGCGAAUCCAGGUGGUCCCGGAGAGCGACAUUGUGGAAAUCUACCUGCAUACCGGGGCAGUGGUGUUUGGACGGCCCAGGCUGGCCCUGAUGUACCGAAUGCAGGUGGCCAACAUUGACAAGUUCGAAGAGAAGUUGCGAGCCGCCGAGGACGAGCUCAACAUCAGUGUGAAGGACCGGAUCCCCGUCUCCUACAAGCGCACCGGCUUCUUUGGAAACGCCCUCUAUGCCUUGGGGAUGGCAGCGGUGGGCGUCGGCAUCCUCUGGUACAUCUUCCGCCUGGCUGGAAUGGCCGGAAGGGAAGGGGGCUUCAGCGCCUUUAAUCAGCUGAAAAUGGCCCGCUUCACGGUGGUGGACGGCAAAUCCGGGAAAGGAAUCAGCUUCAAGGAUGUAGCGGGAAUGCACGAGGCCAAGAUGGAGGUCAAGGAGUUUGUGGAUUACUUGAAGAGCCCGGAGCGUUACCUGCAGCUGGGAGCCAAAGUGCCCAAAGGGGCCCUCUUGCUUGGCCCCCCGGGCUGCGGCAAGACCCUGCUGGCCAAAGCGGUGGCGACGGAGGCACAGGUGCCUUUCCUGGCGAUGGCUGGCUCUGAGUUCGUAGAGGUGAUCGGAGGUCUCGGGGCUGCCCGUGUGCGGAGCCUCUUCAAAGAAGCCCGUGCCCGGGCGCCCUGCAUCGUCUACAUCGACGAAAUCGACGCCGUGGGGAAGAAGCGCUCCACCAACAUGGCUGGCUUUUCCAACACCGAGGAAGAGCAGACCUUAAACCAGCUGCUGGUGGAAAUGGACGGCAUGGGGACCACGGACCACGUCAUCGUGCUGGCCUCCACCAACCGGGCGGAUAUCUUGGACAACGCUCUCAUGAGACCCGGGCGGCUCGAUCGUCACAUUUUUAUCGACCUGCCCACCCUGCAGGAGAGGAGGGAGAUCUUUGAGCAGCACCUGAAGGGCCUGAAGUUAUCCCAGGUGGGCAGCUUCUAUUCCCAGCGGCUGGCCGAACUGACUCCGGGCUUCAGCGGAGCCGACAUCGCCAACAUCUGCAACGAGGCGGCUCUGCAUGCGGCGAGGGAAGGACACAAAUCCAUCGACACCUUCAAUUUUGAAUACGCCGUGGAAAGAGUCAUUGCAGGAACUGCCAAAAAGAGCAAGAUUCUGUCCCAGGAGGAGCGGAGGGUGGUGGCGUUUCAUGAGUCCGGCCAUGCCCUCGUGGGCUGGCUGCUGGAGCACACAGAGGCCGCGAUGAAGGUCUCCAUAGCGCCUCGCACCAAUGCUGCCCUGGGCUUUGCUCAGAUCCUGCCCAGGGACCAGUACCUCUUCACCAAGGAGCAGCUCUUCGAACGGAUGUGCAUGGCCUUGGGAGGAAGGGUGUCGGAGGCGAUCACGUUCAACAAGGUGACUACAGGGGCCCAAGAUGACCUGAGAAAAGUAACCAAGAUAGCCUACUCAAUGGUGAAGCAGUAUGGGAUGGCACCCAACAUUGGACACCUCUCCUUCCCCAUCGAGGAAAAUACUGCAGGGAUUGGGCGGCGCCCUUUCAGCCAGGGACUCCAGCAGAUCAUGGACCACGAGGCAAAACUGCUGGUGGCCCAAGCCUACAGGCGCACAGAGACAGUGCUUCUGGACAACCGGGACAAGCUGAAGAUGCUAGCCAACGCCCUCCUGGAAAAGGAAGUGAUCAAUUAUGAUGACAUUGAAGCCCUAAUUGGGCCUCCCCCCCACGGGGCCAAGAAGAUGAUCCCCCCUCAGAGCUGGAUUGAAGCCGAGAGAGACAAGCAAGAUGUGGGGGAUGAAGAGCCCCCCCAGCAGCCACCCAGGCGAGGGGAAGAAGACGAAGAGCCCAGACUGAGCCCAGUUUGAAGCCAGGUCAUGGCGUGGAGCAGGAAAAGCGCCGACCAGCUUCCUGCCCGAAUCAGGCUCGCUAGGAGAGGUUCUCCUCCCUUGCCCCUUAAUGUGUGCGGGCCCCUCUGCUCAUAUGUCUGGGAUGGGUUGUAGAGGGUGUGUUCUUCCUUGCUCUGGGAAUGAGCUGUGGCAUGGGUGUGGUGUCAGAUGCCCUUUCCAAGAUGUCUGGAAGAAACCAGACGUCCGUGGGUUGCUGGACUGUGCUCCUGGCAGGAGGGGCCAGCUCUCAUGCGCCAGACCUCCUGCCAAGUCAUUGGAACGCCUUGAGUGCCAUGCGAGGCCUCUGGCCACAGAUGUUACGGGAAGGCAAAGCCCAGACCUUGAGAAAGAGAGAGAGCCUACAAGUCUUUGGGCAGAAGAUGGUUCUGAUUGGAGGGCAGGGUGAUGUUUUUAGGCCAAAUGUUUGUCCUGCGCUGCUGAAGGCAGUGAAGGGGGGAUGGGUUGAUCCUCACUAAGCAAAUGUGGGUGGGGGUGUGUGAGAGAGAUAAAGAGAUCAGCCAGUUCCAUUUGCAUCCUCCCCACCAAUGUGGAUUCUUUCCAGGAGGAUUGUCUUUGUCCUAGAAUUAACCUACUCCAUAUUUUGCUCCUGGCAACAUUAACUUGCAAUUCUAGGGCCCUCUCCUCAGGAUGUUAACUACAGGUAUAAAACAAGUGUUUGGGUCCCUCUUGAUAAAGAGCCCCACCUCCAUCUUCCCCACUGGCCCUUGGCAAAUUGUCAUCCAUGAUCGGUAGCUACCACCUAGUGGUCUGUUCAGAAACCUGCAUGGGAUAGUCUCUCUAGAAACCUUGAGCAAGAUCACAAGCUCUUGAGUCUCUGUGGCCAUUCCCCCCCCCCCCCCGAAAGGGAAGCCAGAUCUACCCAUGAGGCAUUUCUGGAGUUACUUGACUUUCACCAGAUCUCUCAGCUGCAUGGCAGUCUCGUCUUCAGAUACUUCCGGGGGCAGGGGAAGCCAGAGGUCCUGUCUGUCAGUGUGU
Molecule: messenger RNA, 3618 nt
Organism: Gekko japonicus
Lineage: Eukaryota; Metazoa; Chordata; Lepidosauria; Squamata; Gekkonidae
Gene: SPG7
Product: spastic paraplegia 7 (pure and complicated autosomal recessive)
Exons: 20
Coding region: 1-2601 (866 amino acids)
Biological process (GO): protein-containing complex assembly; mitochondrial protein processing
Cellular component (GO): membrane; m-AAA complex
Molecular function (GO): metalloendopeptidase activity; ATP hydrolysis activity; zinc ion binding
Source: RefSeq, a predicted model, not a curated record